Ooceraea biroi (clonal raider ant) is the source of this 2671-nucleotide messenger RNA. Its product is annotated as cytochrome P450 6A1-like. The record is from RefSeq and is a predicted model, not a curated record. Gene Ontology annotation, molecular function: iron ion binding; heme binding; oxidoreductase activity, acting on paired donors, with incorporation or reduction of molecular oxygen. NCBI's taxonomy places the organism in Eukaryota, Metazoa, Arthropoda, Insecta, Hymenoptera, Formicidae.
UACAACACCGAAUGUGAACUUACAUUCCAUUUAACAUGCACAUGUUCUUUUUUCAUUAUGAAAAAAGGGUUCCUCUGUUACAGCGCAUCCACUGAACCGCAGCCAAUAUGCGACACUCGAUCAUCUUGCACCAAAAUUAGAUGCGCAAGUUAACGCGCUGCUUGUUUUGAUGAAAUUGAUUAAUUUACUGUAUUUACAUUCUUCUUUCAAUUUUUAGACAGAAUGUGCCCAGAGUUGAUCCCAGUGUUAAUUUUUGGUACGAUAAAAGACAUUAUACUAAAGAAAGAAUUCUCUGGCACUCUUUGGAAAAGUAUGUACAUAUUUCUGAGGACAAUUCAUCGAACUACUCAAAACACAUUUUGUUUUUUUUCGCGUUUUGUAUAAGUUGUUAAGUUAAUAUACCAUAGUUGGCUUAUUGUGCACUACUAAACUUUGUAAUACAAACUAUAUUAAACUUUAUCUGUGAACGUUAUCUGCGUUAUUUACAUGGUGCAUAGUUCUUUCUUAAUUAUCUUAUACAUAUAUUAUAAUAAUAGCAAAAAUAGUCAUUCCAGUUCAGUUUGUUUCAGUGCGAAAACAGAAUAGAAAAAGAGAAAAAAAACAGCGAGUAUAUUGCAAUAAUUUAUUUAUUUAUCGAUUUAUAAUAAUAAAGCGAUAACAAAGCGAAAAUUUAUGGAGUGAAGACAAAUAAUGAAAUAAUACAUAUUACUGAAGUUUUAAACAGCUUUUUCUUAAUUCUCUCGAUAUAUGUGAAACAUCUUCAUUUGAAAAAAUGUAAGUGACAUGGAUUUCAAUUUCAAACAAAAGCGCAAAUGUUACAAUAUAGAUCGCAUAUUACUUGUUUAUAUAUAUAUAAUAAAAUUACUAUAAGAUAUAUGUAAGACAUUAUUUAUUGUAUUGUACACAUGUAAUAUAUUUCAUACUCUGCAUGCACUCGAUUUAUACAGAAUGGCACUUUUGGAAGCACUAUGUGGAGUUGUCAUAUUUCUAUUUCUACUUUAUCGCUAUUUGACCGCUACCUUUGAUUUUUGGAAAAAACGCGGUGUACCCGGGCCUGAUCCUGUGCUAUUUUUUGGCACGAUGAAAGACAUUAUAUUAGAGAAAGUAUACGCUGGUAUUCAUUGGAAACGUAUGUACGAUACAUAUGAAGACUCUAAAUUCGUAGGAUUAUUCAACAUGCGGAAACCAGUAUUAUUACUAAAAGAUCCGAAACAUAUAAGGGAUGUUUGUAUAACAGAUGGUUCAUUAUUUUCCACCCGAGGAUUGCCUUUCUAUCCGAACGCGGAACCACUAAUACAGUUCCUUUUCUUCGUGGAUGGAUCAGUUGCAUGUCCCUUGAGGGCAAAAAUGUCACCGAUGUUCACACCUAGCAAACUAAAAGAAAUAUUUUUUACGAUGCAAGGAGCUUUUUCACGGUUAGAGAUUUAUAUGGAUUCAUUAUUAUCAAAGAACGAAUACAUAAACUGUAGUGACGUGACAUCCAGAUUUACCGCUGACAUAAUCAGCAGUUCCCUCCUGGGUAUCAACGCCAAUACUUUAUCAACAGACCCGAAUGAACAGACUCGAAACAAAUUUAUAGAUAAUCUUCUCAUCAUACGAAGUGAAGGAAUAGUUCACAAGUUGUUAGAUAUGACGAAGGCAUUGUUACCGGAACUGUACAAUUUAAUUGGUUAUCGGUUGUUUCGCAUUGAUAGAGUAACCGAUUUCUAUACGGAUUACAUUUUAGAACUGAUGGAGUACAGAAAGAAACAUGGUAUCGUUAAAUGCGAUAUUGUUGGUUUACUCAUGGAAAUAAGGGAUAAUCCUGAAGACGUGGCUGAAGUAAUUGAUAUAACGGAUCAUUUUUUUGGUGCGCAAUUAUUUGGAUUUUUCACCGCUGCAUUUGACACAUCCGCUUUAACAAUAGCUAACACGUUAUACGAAUUAGCAUUGAAUCAGAAUAUCCAAGAUAAACUGCGGGACGAAAUACGAAACAUGUAUAUCGAAAAAGGAGAAUUGACUUAUGACAAUAUAAACUCGAUGUCUUAUUUAAACGCAGUCCUUAAAGAGAGUGGACGGAAAUAUCCACUACAAGAUGCAUUGACAAGGUCGUCAACGUCAAGCUAUACUUUUAGGGACACCAAUAUAACUGUACCAAAAGAUCAAGCAGUUAUUAUACCUGUGUAUGCAAUUCAUCAUGAUCCAAAGAUAUAUCCGAAUCCUGAAGUUUUCGAUCCAGAGAGAUUUAAUGAGGAAGCUAUUCGAUCACGAGAUUCGGUGUUACAUUUACCUUUUGGAUGCGGCGUUAGGAAGUGCUUAGGUGAACGAUUGGGUGCUCUUCAAUCAAAAAUGGGAGUUAUUGCUUUCUUGCGAAAAUACAAAUUGGAAGUUUGUGAAAAGACAGUUACUUCAUACAAAUAUAAUAAGGUGUCAUUAAUAUCAAUUCCUGAUGAACCACUAUAUUUUAAAGUAACGAAAAUCGAUCUAUUCUGUGAUGUGCGUGCAACUAACGAGUAGAAUUUAUUAUCGAGUCCAAACUCGAAAUAAUAUAAUAUAAUAAUAAAAUAGUUGUUAUAAUCAUUAGCAAUGCGGUUUUAUUUUUGCAGGGUUUUAGUUAGUUGCAGGGUUUUAGUUUGUAAUGUAUAAUUAGCAAAUAAAGAAGAUAUAAAGAUAUUUUUCUUUUCUAAUUCCA